AUGUCAAUAGCACGCAAAGUCCUUCUGGGACGUCCUUCUAACAACUUGACAACUGGAAUUGUAGGAUUAGCUAAUGUUGGUAAAUCGACUUUUUUCCAAGCUGUAACUGAUUCAAAAUUAGGUAAUCCUGCGAAUUACCCAUUUGCAACUAUAAAACCUGAAGAAGCUAAAGUGCAAAUCCCAAGUAAUCGUCUUUCACAUUUAGCCAAGUUGUAUCAAAGUGCAAAAUGUGUACCUGCUACCUUGACAAUGUACGAUAUCGCAGGUUUAAUCAGAGGCGCAUCAAGCGGUGAAGGAUUGGGAUCAGCAUUUUUAAACGAUAUUAGACAUGUCGAUGGGAUUUAUCAAGUAGUUAGAGGCUUCGUUAAGGAAGAAAUCACGCACAUAGAAGGUUCUGUUGACCCAGUGAGAGAUUUAUCAGUGGUACAAGACGAAUUAAUCCUUAAGGAUGUGGAAUUUUUAGAGGGUAUUAGGGAAAAAAUUGGUAGGAAGAUGGGCAGAACUGCUAAAACAUCAAUGGAAUAUCGAGACCUUUCCGUAGAAUUAGAGUUAAUGAACUCUCUUGAGGAACAUCUUUAUGAAGGUCGUAAAAUUAUCCACUUUAAAGACGAUUGGACUCCACAAGAAGUUUCAAUUCUUAACAGGCACAAUUUUUUAACCGCCAAACCCUCUCUAGUUCUAUUAAACGUCAGUGCCAAGGAUUAUAUCUUGGGUCAAAAUCAGUUUGUCAAACCAGUAAAAGAUUGGCUCAAUGCUUACUCUCCUGGCGAUGAAUUAGUUUUGUUCAGUGCAGAAUUCGAAUCAGCCUACAACGAAUUGGGUAGCAAUGCGCAAGAUUUAUUAAAACAUGCUGAAACCACUUGGGGGUUAUCUCAACGCCAAUUGCCGAAUAGUGCUCUUCCUCAAAUUUUACUGAAGAUGAGAGAACUGUUACAUCUAAUAAGUUUCUUUACGUGCGGACCGGCUGAAUCUAGACAAUGGACCAUUAGAGAAGGUACAACGGCACCUGAAGCCGCAGGUGUCAUCCAUACAGAUUUGCAAAAGACCUUUAUUAAUGCGAGCGUAAUCAAAUAUGAAGAUCUCGCCCAAUUGGAACCACCAUUGCAAGAAUCUAUCCUCAAAUCACAAGCAAAGAUUAAGCGUGCUGGUAAACAGUACGAAGUUGAAGACGGUGACGUUGUCUUAUUCAAGGCUGCUGGAGGUAAGGCAAGAUAG
Molecule: messenger RNA, 1215 nt
Organism: Zygosaccharomyces rouxii
Lineage: Eukaryota; Fungi; Ascomycota; Saccharomycetes; Saccharomycetales; Saccharomycetaceae
Gene: YLF2
Product: Ylf2p
Exons: 1
Coding region: 1-1215 (404 amino acids)
Cellular component (GO): cytoplasm
Molecular function (GO): ATP binding; ATP hydrolysis activity; GTP binding
Source: RefSeq, a predicted model, not a curated record